AUGGAUUCCACCGGCUGGGGACAGAAUCCCGGUACCCAAUCAUGGCCUCCCUCAAAAGCCAUCGAUGCCAUCGAGACCGGCCUCUUCUUCUGGUGGCCAGUUGACUUCAUCGGCGCCUUUUUCGCUACCUCUCUUCCCUCCGGAUCCCCGGUACGAGCAAACCACAUUUUUGUUCUUGCCUGUGUCUGGGUGAAAUUUCCGGGAAAAGAUCGGGAUCGAGCUUGUUGUCGAUCGUGCUGGAGGGAGCCACAGCCACAAAGGGGGGAAGAAAGAAAAGAGAGAGAAGGGCGGAGGAAGGCAGAGAGACAGGAGUCCAGAUCAUUGGGCUUUCACGGUCUCACGAUCCUCUGUGCGCCACCACCGGCCAGUCACCAAUAUAGACUUGGCUUGGGUUCUGACGAACACGUCCCUAGGGGGGCCCAUUAUUGCCCUCAUUUCCGUUCCGAUAGUCUUCUUUACCCACCUGGCUGUGAAGGACCUGCCCUUCCGAGCUCUGACGGUCAGAAGAUCCGUUGGACUACUUGGGCUCUGCUGACCUGUCUCCGCUUCAGGCCUGGCUACGGGUGCUCCUCUUUCUGUUAUCAUCGUGGGGGGCACGGUCUUUCUGUCAUCGCUCUCCCUGCCUGUUCACAUCCUAAGUUCACCCACCCACCCCCCUGGCUCAACGCCCAUGGGGGAGAACACACCCUUUCGCAAUUAAUUGCCUUCCCCUACCAAUCCCUGGAUAAUCCACCUCAACAGUCACAAAUGUCUGCCAAUUUUCCCAUACCUUUGAAACUGCCAGGGGGAAGGAGAACGCGGCUUCUGUGUGACCCAUCGUCUUUUGGCGUGAUUAAGGGCCACUACGGCACAGUGCUUGUGCCCUACGUCCCUCUUCGCCGCGACGCUCGUUUUCUGGUCUCUGUGGCGUAA
Messenger RNA from Aspergillus costaricaensis CBS 115574, 912 nucleotides. RefSeq lists its product as uncharacterized. The coding region runs from base 1 to 912 and encodes 303 amino acids. The record is from RefSeq and is a predicted model, not a curated record. The transcript is spliced from 7 exons. Lineage: Eukaryota; Fungi; Ascomycota; Eurotiomycetes; Eurotiales; Aspergillaceae.